CGCGUAAAUUUUGGCUGCGCACUAGCCACAUUUAUCACUGUUGCAAGCGCGAGGCGCUGCAACGGUCUCAGCGCACACCAUGCGCACGAUUCUAAAGCUCUUCGCGAUCGCCGCGGCCGUGACCGUAAAUGUGGCUGCAGCCGAAACUGCGGAGGCGCCAGCCGCCGAGACCUUCGAGUUCCAGGCCGAGGUCAACCGGCUCAUGGACAUCAUCAUUAAUUCCUUGUACAAGAACAAGGAGAUCUUCCUGAGGGAGGUCAUUUCCAACGGCAGCGACGCGCUCGACAAGAUCCGCUUCGUGGCCGUGAGCGACAAGACGGCGCUCGACUCGAAGAAGGAGCUCGAGAUCCGCAUCUCCUUCGACAAGGACGCGCGCACGCUCACCAUCAGAGACAGUGGUGUUGGGAUGACCAAGGCCGAUUUGGUUGCGAACCUCGGCACCGUCGCCAAGUCGGGCACUACCAAUUUUGUGGAAGCCAUGUCCGGCGACCAGGGCGGCGAUUUGUCGUUGAUCGGCCAGUUCGGCGUCGGCUUCUACUCCGUUUAUCUGGUCGCUGAUAAGGUCCGGGUGCGGUCGAAGCAUAAUGAUGAUGAGCAGCACUGCUGGGAGUCGGCCGCCGACUCGUCCUUCUCGGUGUGGAAAGAUGACGGCGAGGAUCUGGGGAGAGGCACGGAGAUCACCUUAUAUCUCAAGGAGGACGCCGGUGAAUUCCUCGACCAAGACCGCCUCGAGGAACUCGUACUCAGAUACAGUGAGUUCAUCACCUUCCCGAUCUACCUCUACAAGUCGUCUACCGAGACUGUGGAGGUGGAAGACGACGAAGAAGAGGAUCUCGACGACGAGGAGGAGGAGGACGAGGACCUCGACGAGGAGGACGACGAAUACGAGGACGAGGACGAAGCCCCCCGCACAACUACGGUGACGAACUGGGACUGGAGCCAAGUAAACUCGGAGUCCGCCAUCUGGGCGCGCGACGCGUCGGAGGUCGAGGACGACGAGUACAAGUCCUUCUACAAGACGUUCUCGAAGGACACGGCGGACCCGACGACGUGGAUCCACUUCAAGGCCGAGGGCGAGGUCGAGUUCAAGUCCAUCUUGUUCGUGCCGGGCCAGGUGCCCUUCGACAUGUACGACUCCUACCACAACAAGAACGCCCAACUGCGGUUGUACGUCCGGAAGGUACUUAUUACCGACGAAUUCGAGGACCUGGUGCCGCGCUACCUGAACUUCCUGCGCGGUGUGGUUGAUAGCGACGACUUGCCGCUGAACGUGUCGCGCGAGACGCUGCAGCAGCACAAGGUGCUCAAGGUGAUGGGCAAGAAGCUCGUGCGCAAGGCUCUGGAGAUGCUCCGGAAGCUCGCGCAGAAGUCUGAGUCUGAUGACGAUGAUGAGGACGAGGACGACGAGGAAGAAGGUGACGAGGACGACGAGGAGGAGGAGGCGUCCAAGGACCCGUACAUCGAGUUCUGGGAGAAGUUCGGCAAGAACAUCAAGCUCGGGAUUAUCGAGGACUCCGCGAACCGCUCCAAAUUAACGAAGCUCCUGAGGUACAAGUCGUCGACGUCGGGAGAAGGAUAUACCUCAUUUGAACAGUACGUCGAGAACAUGAAGGACUGGCAGAAGGCUAUUUACUACAUCGCGGGCGAAAACGUCGAGGCUGUGGAAAAUUCCCCCUUCCUCGAGAAGUGCAAGGCCAAGGGCGUCGAGGUUUUAUAUAUGGUCGACCCCAUCGACGAGUACGCCAUCCAGCACGUGACCGAAUUCGACGGGAAGAAGUUACAAAGCGUCACGAAGGAAGGUUUGAAAUUCGGCGACGAGGACGAGGCCCUCGAGGCGAAGCGGACGAAGCUCUACAAGGAGACUUUUAAACCGCUCACUGAUUAUCUCAAGGAGCUGUACGGCGACGCCGUGGUCAAGGUAUCCAUCUCCAAGCGCGUCGAGACGACCCCCACAAUUAUUGUUACGAGCCAGUACGGCAACAGCGCGAACAUGGAGCGCAUCAUGCGCGCCCAGGCCUUCUCCGAAAAACAAAGCAUGGGCAUGAUGAUGUCCCAGAAGACCAUGGAGCUGAACCCGCGGCACCCGAUCAUCAACGAAUUGUUGACCAAGGUCAAGGACGAGAAGACCGACGAAGACACGGAGAACCUCGCUUGGUUGCUGCUCGAUAACGCGCUGAUGCAGAGCGGCUUCCAGCCGGCCGAUGUGGAUGCGUUCGCGCAGAGGGCGUUGAAAAUUAUCCAGUCCGGUUUGGCGCUGGAGUCGUCUGACUUAUUACCGGAGAUGGAGGUGCCCGACGACCCCGAGGAGGAGGAGGACGAGGAGGACGAGGUCGACCUGGACGCGUUCGGCGACGACGCCGACGCGGACGAGGCGAAGGACGAGCUCUAG
Messenger RNA from Pelagomonas calceolata, 2389 nucleotides. Lineage: Eukaryota; Pelagophyceae; Pelagomonadales; Pelagomonadaceae. The record is from the annotation of a GenBank genome assembly.